UCUGCACCCAUCUGCUGUUACGAUCAUCUGCCACCAUCCAGCCUCCAUCAGUAUGCAGUUUCCUUUGCUUCUGUCAACGAGCACAAGAGAAGACCAUGCAGGUGUCUCCUCUUGCAGAGAGGAACUGGGCGGGCCUGUGCUCGGUGCUGGAGGAUGUGCUGGAGGACCAGUCCCACAGGGAGCUGUUUGCUGUAGAGCUGGGCUCGGGCACAGGGCAGCAUGUCAUACACUUUUCCCAGAAGAUCCCUUUCAUCACCUGGCAGCCAUCAGACAUCAAAGAGGAGGCUCGAGACAGUAUAAAGGCCUACAUUAUGGCCACUAAGGCAAAGACGGUGCUGCAGCCGGUUCACCUGGAUGCCAGCGAGCCCUGGGAGAAAUGGGCAGGCCUUCCUCGCAACUCCUGUGAUGUUGUUAUCGCCAUUAACCUCCUGCAGUACAGCUCCUUCAAGACAGCAGAGGGUGUUUUUAAUGGAUCAGGUCAGAUCCUCAAACAAAGUGGCCUUUUACUAAUAUAUGGGGUGUUUGCCAUCAACGGCACCAUUACACCAAGUUGUAAUGAAGACCUGGAUGCAGAGCUGAGAAACAUGAAUCCAGAGUGGGGCCUUCCGGACAUAGAUGUACUUAGACAGCUGGCUUAUGGGAACGGCCUGCGGAUGGAGAGGAUGAUCGAGAUGGAAGAAUAUAACAAAUUGCUAAUCUUCAGGAAACUUUAAAGGAGUGAAAACGUCGCUGGGAGCCAAUAAAGCAUCGGUGUAUAUUCUACUGCGCAAAGUACAAGUACAAAUCGAAUUGUAGUGUCUCAGGACAGUCAUUUAAAUACAUUUUGUGUUUGUGAUUGUUGUGUCUAACGCUCAGUUGCAAGUUCAAUGUGAAUUUAAGGUGGUGGCCUUUACACUUCUAAUAGCAGGGAAGUGGAAUCACACCACCUAAUAUUCAUAUAAAUGUAAAAUAUGAAUUGCUGUAAACACACUGGGUCAACAUGAAUAAAAGUUGUCACUGCAUCGU
Molecule: messenger RNA, 1005 nt
Organism: Myripristis murdjan (pinecone soldierfish)
Lineage: Eukaryota; Metazoa; Chordata; Actinopteri; Holocentriformes; Holocentridae
Product: methyltransferase-like 26 B
Exons: 7
Coding region: 96-713 (205 amino acids)
Source: RefSeq, a predicted model, not a curated record